Messenger RNA from Linum trigynum, 3235 nucleotides. The record is from the annotation of a GenBank genome assembly. Lineage: Eukaryota; Viridiplantae; Streptophyta; Magnoliopsida; Malpighiales; Linaceae.
GCUUACUCUGCCGUAGGUCUUUCUAUUGGGAUUUCGAAGUUUACUUUCUUCAGUUCUUGACAAUUUCACACGUUUCGAUUAUGGUUUGAGGAGAAAUACGUUUCAGCUUUCUAAUUCCCGUUUUUCCGUUUCCUUUUUCCGCGUUGGUUUUUCAGUCACGUCUCCGAAGCGUAGGGCAAAAUUGCGGGCAUCUUAUCGGCGGCGGCGACGACUCUCUUCUGUCUGACACUCUGACUCUCUAUCUCUCCUCUCCCUCUUUCUCGUCGGUUGGGUUGGAUUCGACAAGGCGGCAACAACUGUCCGGCGGCCAAAGGAAUCCUGGUUCCAGGUAAUUCACACUUAGAAAAGACAGUAUUCUCGAUAGUUUGAAGUCUCAAUCGAAUCAAAAGCUACGAUUUUUCUCCAUCUAACUGGUUGGGUUCUAUUGAAAUCGAUGUACUUCAAAGCAUUCAAGUGUGGUGAUUUGGAGAUUCUGUUUUUUUCACUCAGUUGAAUUCCUUGUAGCUAGCUUCUGCCUCUCUAUAGUGGCUUCACCGGUGCCUUCUCGUUCUCUUCUGUCUGAAAGCUUUAAACUUUGGUGCUAAUACUUGAUUAGCGCUCUUGCGAAUUACGAUUGAGUGCAGUAUAAUUGAAAACCCAUGUAUGCAUUAUUAUUUUGCCAAUGUCAAAUUGGAUACUGAAUCUAGUUCUUGUGGUUUUCCCCUUCAGAGUUUAGGAGAGAGUGGGAAGUGAUCAUAGGGGAAGAUGGAGAAGAGAGAGGAUAAGCAGGAAGAAGAGCAGGAGCAGGUGGUGAAUCCAUGGGAGGUAACAGCGAAAGAUGGAGGAAAGAUCGACUAUGAUAAGCUUAUAGACAAAUUUGGUUGCCAAAGGCUUGAAGAGCCAUUAGUGGACCGUGUCCAACGACUAACCGGCAGACCUGCUCAUGUCUUCCUCCGCCGUGGAGUUUUCUUUGCCCAUAGGGAUUUUGAUGAGAUUCUGAAUGGAUAUGAGAAAGGGAAAAAGUUCUACCUUUAUACUGGAAGAGGCCCAUCCUCUGAAGCUUUGCAUCUUGGCCAUCUUGUACCAUUUAUGUUUACCAAGUAUUUGCAAGAUGCCUUCAAGGUGCCACUAGUUAUUCAACUUACUGAUGAUGAGAAAUGCAUGUGGAAAAACCUCUCAGUUGAAGAGUGCCAGAGACUUGCCCGUGAAAAUGCCAAAGACAUUAUAGCAUGUGGUUUUGACGUCACAAAGACAUUCAUCUUUUCAGAUUUUGAUUAUGUUGGCGGAUCCUUUUACAAGAACAUGGUGAGGAUUGCAAAGUGUGUCACGUACAAUAAGGUUGUGGGCAUAUUUGGUUUCAGUGGUGAAGAUCACAUUGGAAAAGUUAGUUUUCCACCUAUUCAGGCAGCACCGUCAUUUCCUAGUUCAUUCCCACACUUGUUCUCUGGGAAAGAUGACCUCCGUUGUUUGAUUCCUUGCGCAAUUGAUCAGGAUCCAUAUUUCAGAAUGACACGAGAUGUUGCACCGAGGCUAGGAUAUCAUAAACCUUCUCUGAUUGAGUCGUCUUUUUUCCCAGCCCUGCAGGGUGAAACAGGAAAAAUGUCUGCCAGUGAUCCAAAUUCUGCUAUAUAUGUGACAGAUUCGGCCAAGGUCAUUAAAAACAAGAUAAAUAAGUAUGCAUUCUCUGGUGGGCAAGACUCCAUAGAGAAGCACAGAGAACUUGGUGCCAAUCUUGAGGUGGACAUACCGGUGAAGUACCUAAGUUUCUUCUUGGAAGAUGAUGCCGAGCUGGAGCACAUUAAGACAGAAUAUGGUGCUGGACGGAUGUUGACUGGGGAGGUGAAGAAGAGACUAGCCGAUGUUCUGACAGAACUGGUAGAUAGACAUCGUGCAGCUCGGGCUGCUGUCACGGAAGAAAUGGUGGAUGCUUUCAUGGCAGUGAGACCACUUCCCAAUAUGUUCGAUUAAAGAGGGAGGAGGAGGAGGAGGUGGAAACUCUACCUUCUUCCCUAUCAAGCUCUCUCCCAUCAGAAGGAAUGAGCUUUUUCUUUUCCUUCUGUUAGAAACCAGAGGAGCUACUUUCCCUAUAUUAAGACUAGAGAUUCAAAACAGGAAGGGAUGUUUUCUUGUGCUAGAGAUGAUCCUCAAAUGAGAAUUCAGGAAGCUUUCUACCUUUCCUUGUCAUAUGGAAACUGCAUUGCUGAACAUUCAUUGCUGUCCUCUGAUACCGAAAAGAACCGGACAGAACCAUGAUGGGGGUUUUUCGGUUUGGCCCGGUCGUUGGCCGGUUACGACUCAAGAACAGGUUGGAAACCAGGCCCACUGAUAUGAAUUUUUCCUGUUUUCCGCCAUGCAGAUGGGAGUUUGUGCCUACACAAUAGAACAUUAAAUGAUGGGGGGAAAAGAGACAAAUGAAACCACGAUAAUUGGGAUUUUUAAAGGGUCUUGCUGGAAGGUUGUGUGAUCCAUUUUCUGGGUAGGAAAACGUCACUCUUGUUUAUAAUCUGUGUAGAAAUAUGGACCAUAGCCUGUGUGGUGACCCGAUUCAGGACGUCAUUUCCUUAUGUGUGCUAGAUAUUUCUCGUUUCUUUUCCAAUGAGAUAUCUACCGUUUCUAAAUCUGUUAAGAGGAUGAAGAUGAAGGAAAGACAGGUGCCUGCCUCCCCUAUAGUUCAGCCCAGAAGGACCCGAGCCAGAAGAUCCCGGUUCAAAUCUUGAGUGGGAGGACCAAAAGCGUAGUUAGAGGGUCUUGAGUUCGAAACAUAGCAAUUUUAACAAAAUUUCUUUGUGAACAAAGAUUUGAGUAUCGCGGUAUGUGGUACCUUCACUGGUUUUCAACAAGGAGGGUACAACGCGAACUUCUCUUUCCCUUGAUAGCACCAGCAACAUGAAUUUGUAUGCUGACUAUUCCAACUCGAUCCGCUGACAACCUGAAAAUCAUACUCUUGCAACCUUGCCCUAGUCAUGUCGGACAAGCUAACAAAGAGGUUAGGAUUAUUCUUUAUAGUAAUAUUCAGGAGUUUAAAUCAACUUGAUUAAGGAGAUUAAUUAUCAAACUCGAAAGACAAACCCAUCUCAACCACCGGUUCAACCAAUGAGUUUACUACCCAAAGUUAGGUUUACCAUUUUGAGUUGCUACAAGUUCCAACCUCCUUUUAGGUUACUACAAUGCUGGAUUUGCAUGCUGAUAUUCCACAUUUAAUUUGGACCAUAAGUUAUAUGAAACUGCUUAAACUUAAUAAAUCAUACACAAAAAG